Molecule: messenger RNA, 384 nt
Organism: Diabrotica balteata
Lineage: Eukaryota; Metazoa; Arthropoda; Insecta; Coleoptera; Chrysomelidae
Source: the annotation of a GenBank genome assembly
AUGAACCAAAAAAUUAACAUCGGAAAGAUAGGGGUAAAAGUAGAUAGGCUCAUAAAAACAGAAGAAGGGGAUAUACUAGUAAAACUAAACGGCAAGGGAGCCGCAGAAAAACUACGAAAAGAAAUGGAUACAAGAAUGACAGGGAUAAAUAUGGCAAUCCGGCGCAAAGAAUGUUUUUUUAACAUAACUGGUUUGAAUCCAGGGGUGACGAAGGAACGACUAAAAAGUGCCAUAAAAAUGUACACAGGAAUACCCACAAAUGAAAUUGACAUAAAUACGCUAAGAAUAGGUAAACAUAGGGAGCAGGUGGCGACCGUAGCCGUACGCCCCUCAAAAGCUGAAGAACUGAGGAGAUACAGCUCCAUAAUUAUAGACUGGGUAUAA